AUGGAUUCAGGGAAGGCGAACAAGCGGGAAGUAGAUGAGCUUAAUUUACUAGUGGAGAAAGGAGCAGCAGAAAUAUUAUGCCAAACAAAUGACGGGGCACAGUACAACUCUAGCAGAAUGGAGCCUAUCAAGAACACACAGAUGGUUCUUAAAAUUAAUCUUGAUGAUGAAGAGGAAUCAUUGGCGAAAGAAGAACAUCAAUUGUUGCUUGCUGAUUGUGUUCAAGUUCCUGAUCGAUGA
Dovyalis caffra is the source of this 240-nucleotide messenger RNA. The record is from the annotation of a GenBank genome assembly. Lineage: Eukaryota; Viridiplantae; Streptophyta; Magnoliopsida; Malpighiales; Salicaceae.